AUGUCAUCCUCACCUCCUUUUCAUGUUCCCCAUUCGACUACUAGUAAUAAUGGGCACACAUUUACUUGCCCCAACUGCGCAGAUAUAUUUUCAAGCAUUGACAAUGUCAUCCAUCAUCUGUCAACUACUGUUACCUGCGGUCAGCGUGUUGUUCAAGGUCUUACCUCGGACUUCGGGGAACCUAGUCAUUUCUCACAGGACUAUGAUCCUGACACCCUAGAACAUGAGCAAGACGUCUAUGGAGAGUACGACGAACUCGAUCCUUUGGAUGAUGCGGAAGAAGUCAUAAUCCCACAUGUCGAAAGCGCUACAGAUGACGUAUCAGCCUAUAACCCGCCACUUUUGUCUGUCCCACAUCCUGAGCAAUAUCAUCCCAGUACCCCCGAGUCACACCUAUUCGCCAACCCAGUCUUUGCGCCUUGUAUGGAUUUCCAGCCGUACCGGGAAUUCGAGGGCGCAGACAGUCAGCGAGCUUAUGGAGAAUUUAUGAGUGCUGAUCUUGCGUGGGAGAUACAGGAUACGCUUCCUCCAGGUCAUUCAUUUGUUGGUGUGAUUGGUGCUUCGGACAAAACACCUCUGACCAUUGGGACUGGAAACAAGGAGAUGCAUCCCCUGUUGAUCUCGCUCGCUAAUAUCCAUGCAGGCGUUCGCAUGAAGGCGACAUCACACGCAUUCGCUUUGGUCGCUUACCUGCCAAUACCAAAGUUUCUCAAUGUCUCGAAGCCCGUACAUGCGAUUUUAUCCGCACGAGUCUAUCAUUUCGCGAUUUCAAUUGUCAUGCGUAAUUUGAAACUUGCCGCUCGUGAUGGCUGCCCUAUGUCAGACCCCAGAGGAGAUUUGCGUAUGAUUCAUACACCUUUGGUCGCCUGGAUAGCCGACUACCCUGAACAAUUGCUCAUUGCAUGUACGGCCUUGAAGCGUUCUCCGAUUUCUCUUGCUACCGCUGCCCAAUUUGGGGAUCCUCUUCCGCAUCCUCCUCGAACUCGUUCUAACACUCUCGAUGCUAUUGAAAGGGCGUGCACUAUUUCCGACCCCUGCGACAUCGCAUCCUUCUAUAAGACAUGUCAAGCCCUUCAUCUGAAUGGUGUUGUUGAACCAUACUGGAAGGAUUGGGGCCAUGCAUGCCCAUCCUUCUUUUUGAUACCAGAUGGCCUCCAUCAGUGGCACAAAUUUUACUUCGACCACCCCAUCAACUGGUCUAUAAACAUCAUGGGGGGAGCGGAACUCGAUCGAGUGCGUCAUUGGGCGAAUGGCGUUUCCACGCUGAAGCAGCUCACUGGUCGAGAACAUCGAGACCUUGAGAAGCUCCUUCCUGGCGUGAUUGUUGGUGCUGUCCCUGAUGAAGUUGCAUGUGCACUAUGUGCUAUCACGGAAUUUAUAUUCCAAGCACAGAACCUCUUCCUUUACGACGAAACCUUACAUUCUUUAUCCGAAGCCCUCCGUGAAUUUCACUACUAUAAGGACUUCAUCCUGACAGCGGGUGGCCGCCGUGGCAAGAACGGUCUCCUCAAUCACUUCCAGAUCCCCAAGCUAGAGUUAAUGCAGCAUGUCGCCCGGAGUACUCGAGCCAUGGGUGCUCCAUAUCAAUGGAGCAGCGAUAUUACUGAGUGUUGCCACAUCACUCAUGUGAAGCGGCCUUACCGCAUGUCUAAUCGCAGGGAUUUCCACAGUCAGUGCUGCCGCUUCCUCGACCGGCAGGAAAAACUGCAAUUCUUCCAGCUUUACACAGUUCUAAAGUCACAGCGGGCAAGCUUGAUCUAUGAAAUGUCCAGGGAAGCAAACAUGAUGGCGCUCCACUAUCCCGAAGCAACCUGGAUCUCUACUGUUCUGCCUGGUGAGCAGUAUGCCGUCGCCGGCAAACCAAUCACUUCCCUUUUCACCAACAAUCACACUCAUUUUUCUUCCGACGACACUGUUGCGAUCCUCCUUACUUGCCGUCCGCAUUUCCCUCGCCUAUCUAUUGAAGAAGCUUCUCAACAUUUCCACAUUCCCGAUCUCUGUCCAGCGCUGGGUGAUCUGAUCUCUGGUAGAUCUUACCUCGAGCGCAGUGGAAGGCGAAUAUGUCGUCCCAACUGUUCUCUCUCCUUUGAUUACCUUCACGUUUGGCAAAAAUUCCGCAUGCAGCGGCGCUCUACGCAAGAUAGCCGUAUUGUUAGUCCUGCUCACACCGUCCAGGCACUACCACCAAGCUCUUCGAUGCCGUUUGGAAGGGGAGAUACUGUCUUGAUUACUCACGAAAGUGGCGAACUACUUUCGCCCGCCACUUCUGAACGUAUGUGUAUACUUUUCCCUAUAACUUCUUCGCAUCUUAGCCCCAGAAUCCUAGGGUAUCUCAUUGUCCAAGUAAAAGCUAUCAUCCAGCCUAUUACUGAAAUGCCCCGCCUGAACCAACCAUUUCUCUAUGUCGAAUUUUUCAACUUCUCUCAUUCAUCAUUCAGCACCAUCGACGAUAUUCGUUUCAUUACUCCAGCUCCUGUAACCGACAUGUUUUCAGUUCAACGCUGUGUUCGAUCGAACCAUGAUCCCUUGGGAGACAUAGUGCCUCUGGACAGCAUGCGUCAGGUCAUCGAGCUUAUUCCCAAGUUCGGUCGAGAGGUACCACUGUCAAUGAAUCGCGACAAUAGUUUGCAGCUGGCGCGCGAGUUUUAUGUGAAUAACUUCGCAGACAAAGAGACCUUCCAUGCUAUUCUCAGUUGCCAGUAG
Suillus paluster is the source of this 2703-nucleotide messenger RNA. RefSeq lists its product as uncharacterized. Bases 1 to 2703 code for a protein of 900 amino acids. The record is from RefSeq and is a predicted model, not a curated record. The transcript has 5 exons. NCBI's taxonomy places the organism in Eukaryota, Fungi, Basidiomycota, Agaricomycetes, Boletales, Suillaceae.